Molecule: messenger RNA, 1404 nt
Organism: Kwoniella botswanensis
Lineage: Eukaryota; Fungi; Basidiomycota; Tremellomycetes; Tremellales; Cryptococcaceae
Product: formamidopyrimidine-DNA glycosylase
Exons: 12
Coding region: 1-1404 (467 amino acids)
Biological process (GO): base-excision repair
Cellular component (GO): nucleus
Molecular function (GO): DNA-(apurinic or apyrimidinic site) endonuclease activity; DNA N-glycosylase activity; zinc ion binding
Source: RefSeq, a predicted model, not a curated record
AUGCCGGAACUACCUGAGGUCGAAAGAGCCCGUAAGCUCAUACACGAGACAUGUAAAGGGUACAAAAUUAAAUCGGUCGAUUCGGUGGAAGACAAGAUCGUCUACACCGGUGGAGACGAUCACAAGGCUUUUGCUAAAGAAAUCACUGGACGAAGCAUCAACGGAUGUGAGAGGAAAGGUAAAACUUUCUGGAUGAUACUCUCGGGAAAAGGUAGAUUCCCAGUCAUGCAUUUCGGUAUGACAGGUAUGAUCCAACUUAAAGGUCAGGAACCUACUUGGUAUAGGAGAAAGCCUAGAGAGAGUUCUAAAGUCUGGCCACCUAGAUUUCAUAAAUUUGUACUCAAACUCGAACCUCAGCCUGGUUCAGUAGGUGACGAGCCAGUAGAACUUGCUUUUCUUGACGGUCGUAGACUUGGCAGAUUGAGACUUCUUCCUGAUCCCGUUACAUCCCAUCCGCCCGUUUCCGCAUUAGGCUUCGAUCCAGUCCUGAAUCAUCCCACUUUUGACGAGUUUCAGAAUUUGAUAGCGAAGAAGAAGGGUACUGUAAAGGGGAUGAUAAUGGACCAGUCAUUCAGUGCGGGCGUGGGAAACUGGGUAGCAGAUGAAGUCCUAUACCAAGCUCGUAUACAUCCCUCCUGUCCAGUCAACCACCUUUCUCCUCAGAAUAUCAAAGACCUACACUAUCAAAUUCGAGCCGUGCCCCUCAAGGCGGUAGAGGUAAAUGCGGACUCCCGUCAGUUCCCUGAAGACUGGCUGUUCCGCUGGAGAUGGAGUAAAGGGAAGAAACAAUCCAAGGGGAAGAAGAAGGCUGAAGAGAUCGACGAAGAGGGAGAAGAAGCAGAAGAGAUCAAACCUGCAGGAAAGGACUAUCUCGCUUUGCCUAAUGGCAAGCCCGCUACGAUAACGUUUAUAGAAGUUGGAGGUCGGACCACAGCGGUCGUAGAGGAAUUACAGAAGAUGCCAGAAGGCGUGGAGAUCAAACCUAAGAUAAGUAAAAGUGGGAAAGGUAGUCAGAGUAAGAAGAGGUCGAAAGGGAAUAACUCGGAUGAUGGAUCUAGCGGGCUAACAUCGGAGAACGAGACAGAAACGACGACACCUGUCAAAGUUACGACCGCCAGACAGAAAUCAAGAUCGAAUAAGAAGAUCAAAACGGAGGAUGAUGGAGUUGUUCAAGAUGUGAAAGUAGAAAUCGAUGAAAAGCCGAGCAGAAAGCCUCGAAAGUCCACUUCAAGAAUAGAGACAGACCCCCAAACUUCCUCUCUAGGCAAAUUCACAAACGGCAAACCACGAAAGUCGAAACUUACGGCAAGAUCAACCAAAUCCCGUGGCAAAGGUUCACAGAUGAAUUCAGAGGUUGGAGAUGGGUCAUCGGAUUUAUCAGACUUGCCUUCGGAGCCAAGUUGA